Molecule: messenger RNA, 2436 nt
Organism: Klebsormidium nitens
Lineage: Eukaryota; Viridiplantae; Streptophyta; Klebsormidiophyceae; Klebsormidiales; Klebsormidiaceae
Source: the annotation of a GenBank genome assembly
CUCAGACGGUGCGGUGGGGGUCUGGAAGACAGCCUCUGCCAGGGCCGAAGCGACAAGUGAGAAAGCGAACGUAGGUAGACGUUUUUGUCUGGACGCCCUUUCAGCGGGCGCCAUGGGUGAUCAGGUUGAGAUGUUUAUGGGGGUGACUGGCGCAGACGAGGAGACGGCACAUCAGCUGCUCAAUGCUCACAAUGGCGACCUCAACAACGCAAUCAACUUCUUUCUGGAGCACGGAGCGCAAGUACCGGCACCCUCCAAUGCGCAACCACCACCUCAACCAGCAUUGGCGGACCCCAUCUCGGAUGAAGAAGAGCCAUCAGAGCCCCUAGUGCGACACCGACGCUCUAGGCCGUCUGACACGCAUGCAGAACCCAGCACAGACCCUUUUGGGGCGCCUGGCUUGCUACCCCCAAACAUUGGCCAUGGAUCAGCUGCGCCUAGUGGAGCAGGCGUCCCUCGCUUUGAAUCGCCCUUCGAUGAGGAAGAAGAGCCGCCAGCUUUCCAGAGGUUUGGGAGUUCGAUUCAGGAGAGAGAUGAUGGGGGCGCGACAGGCAGGGAUGCAGCUGUAGGUGCGGGAGGGGCAGUCAAUGACCACAAUGAUGUCGAGGAGGAGAUGAUGAGGGCGGCGCUCGAAGCGUCGAUGAAGGAGCACGGUGGGGGGCCAGCUGCGGAUGACGAAGAUCUCGAGAAGGCCAUCUCUCAGUCACUAAAGACCGCCGAGCAGGAGCAGACUCGGCUGCCACCUCCGGACCGUCUGGCUGACGUCGGUGCUGAGCUGUUCCCACCUCCUGCGGCUCCACGAGUCGGCCCCCUCAGCGGAACCUCCUACGGAAAUGGGGUGUCAGCCCGAAGCGGCGUGCGGGACAUUCCUAUCGAAGGCUUUGAGGACGACGAAGAUCAGGGAGGGACCGGCCAAGCGCGCAAAAGCAGCAAGAAGAGCAGAUCUCCGAAUCCAAACGGGCGCGUAGCAGGAGUCGGUCCCUCACGCGGCAGCCGUCGAGCGUCCCCAUCCCCCGAGCCCCCAUCCGGUCGCGAGGGCCGGCAGGCGAGCCGCUCCUCCCGCCGGCGCCCCAGUUCCGAGGAGCACGCGGCGGAACUCGUGGAGGACGUUCAGGCUUUCAUGGGGUCAGCGGGCGGCAUUGGAGGCGGCGUUCGACCAGGACCGAAUCGACAGCCGGCGCCUGUGGGAAAUUGGCCGCACCGCUUCCCAGCCAGAGACUCCGACGGAAACGACGAGCCCACCCCGGCAGAGGCGAGAGUGGUGGCAGCUAGAGCGGCAGCGGUGGGAGGAGCGGGACCUGCGGAGGAGCUAGACCCGCUGGAGGGCUUCACCGCGGAGGAGCGCGAAGAGGCCCGCAUGCUGGAGGCAGCCAUGAUGGGGAUACCCUAUGAGGCUCGGCCGGGCCACCCGGGCCCAGCGUAUAACCCGGCGGCAGGGCCCGCUUAUCGACCGGCGGUUGCGGAGGGGGGGUACGAGGACAUGGACUUGGACGACGAGUUCGGACGGUACCGACCCCCCCGAGAGCUCGAUCCGAUGGUGCAAGCGCAGAGAGAGAUCCGGAACCAGCAGGACGAGGAAUACCUAGCUUCGCUGGCCGCCGACCGCGAGAAGUCGCUCAAAGCGGCCGCCGAGGCGGAGGAGAAGGCGCGCGCGGAUCGCGAGGCGCGGCGGCAACGCGAGGAGGAACUAGAGCAGGCGGCGCGGGAGGAGCGGGAGCGGCUUGAGGCGGAGGAGGCCCUGCAGGUGCACCUGGCGGAAAAGGCGUCGACGCUGCCAGAGGAGCCGCCCGCCGGGGAGCCCGGGGUGGUGACAGUGAUGGUGCGCAUGCCGGACGGAUCGCGCAAGGCGCGGCGGCUGAGGAGCAGCGACCCCGUGCAGGUGCUUUUUGAUUCAAUUGAUGUCGAGAACAGCUUCAAGCCCGGGUCUUACCGGUUGAUCAACUCCUUUCCUCGACGGGUGCUGGAAGCUAAAGCCUGUGUCGGCAAGACUUUACAAGACGUGGGGCUCACGAGUAAGCAAGAGGCGCUGUUCCUAGAACAUUGAUCGUGCUUCCAAAUAAAGAGUGGUAAGCAGCGUGCGGUGGCGACAAUGGUUCAACCGGAUUUCAGGUGUGAUUAGGUUCAUUCAUUGAAAAGAAGCAGUAUCAUCUCAGUGAUAUGUUGUGAAAAGCAAUGAAGCUACAAUGUUCCUAUGAUUUUCGAAGGACUGCCAAAUGUUACCAAGGAUCGAAAAUAUGCACCUUUUGCUAUACGCAACCCUAUAUGCUUCAAUGGUCCAUUGAAUUAAGUAGGUUGCAGUUAUUGCAUGCACUUGUACUACAAGCAGGCCGGCCGCUCCCCUUGUUCUAUGUAGCAAAUCGAUGAUGUAGGUUUUGCAGUUAUUAGUGCAGGCCCAAGCUUUUUCGAAGCAAUUGUAGAUCGCAGCAUCCAACGUCG